Messenger RNA from Porites evermanni, 7176 nucleotides. The record is from the annotation of a GenBank genome assembly. Lineage: Eukaryota; Metazoa; Cnidaria; Anthozoa; Scleractinia; Poritidae.
GAUACAUUAUUCCAACUGAAGGUAAGCUUUUUAAAUAUUAUUAGACAACAAUGAUUUUUGAACAUUUCUUAUUUGACUGAUUUGCUGUUUGUUAGAGUCUUGUUUAACUAUGUGAUCUAUGUAAUUCAGUGUUGUAAAUUGGAUGAACAUUUUAUAGUUUACAACGAAGCAGUUGGAAAGAUUCUCAAAAAAGUGUGAGAAAGAGGAGAAGGCCCAACAGGCCAAAGUGAAAAAGGUACUUAUGGCAAAGCCUUUUAUACGACUAACUUGUAUUACUUUGCUGUACUUUAUCCGUGAAGCGGAAAAUUAGAACACCCAUACAUACAUACAUACAUACAUACAUACAUAGUUUAUUUGGUAACGCAGGUUACAGAAUACGCAAGACUGAAGUCCUGAUGUGGACCUGCCUAUCUACUUGUUAAAAACUUAAGUAUAUACAUGUGAAUAAAUAGAAAAUCAACAGAAGUUAAAUAAUAAAUAAUAAUAACAAUACAAAUAUAAAUAAGAUUAAUAAAGAAAUUCCUCAUUCCUAUUUCUUAUCAUGGAAGAUUCCUUAUUAUAUAGCUUAUAGAAUUAAUUAAGUCCUUGCUAGAUCUAAGUCUUUUUUUAAAACAUUCUAAGCUAGAAGACUUUUUGAUCGAAUCAGGAAGUGAGUUCCAAGCAAUGGCAGCUCUAUGCUUAAAAGUCAGCCCACCAAUUUCUGAUUUAGGACUUGGAAAUUCAAUAUUCAUUGAUUUCCUCAGGCAGUGAGAUGAUUGUUUUAACAUUACUAGAUCAUUUAAAACAUUGGUAUUGCAUCUAUAGUAGGAUUUAUCUGCUUCUACUAACAGUCUCUUAGUAUAGUAAAAUGAUAAAUUGUUCCAGCCUUUCAAUUUAUUUAAUUGAUCAGCAUUCGAAUUCCUUGAAAGUUUAAAAAUAAGUUUAGAAGCUUGUAUAUGAGCACGCUCAAGAUCAUCCAUUAGUGCAGGUGAGCAGGAACCCCAUACUAGUAUUCCGUAUGAGACACUUGGAAGUACAGUCCUAAAAUAAAUGGUCUGUAGAAUGGAUGAUGGCAAGAAUUUAAUUCUUCUGAGGACUGCCAGUAAGUUCAGUAAGUUCAGUCUUGUUUGCAGAGAUUUAUAAAUAAAACAUUGGUAAAUUCGGCUUCUUGCUCUUUGUACCAGAUUGAAACACAGUAAUUGUAGAGUUUACAUGUAUAUUAAACUUAAUUAGUUGAUUCAUUGAUGAUUUUUUGGGAUGGCGACCUUCCUAGUGAUAUACAGUCAUCCAUCACUAUUACUUUACCUGGGUACCUUCCUUGGAUGCCUGGGGCCCGUUUCUCGAAAGUCCCGGUAACUUUUCGGGCCCGAAAUCAAAUAUUCAAAUCGAAAUAUAAAAGCGCCGGUCCUGGCUAGCAAACUUUUCCAUUUUGUUUCAAUAACUUAUAGUUUUAUCAUGUUAGAUGCAAAACUAUUGAAACUUCAAUCUUUAAUGUAAACGGAGACAGCUUACCGGGCCCGUUAAUUACCGGGACUUUCGAGAAACGGGCCCCUGGUUCCAAACUGCAUCUUUGCUGAUUCUAUUACCUUUUAGCUUGAAAAUGUGACUGAAAAAACUCUUCCAUGGUCUGUUCCAGUAGUUUUGAUAAUGACCAGUUAGUAAACAUUCAUCAACACUUCUGGAAAGAGUGCCUUAUAAUAGUACACAAGCUUGCCUUCCACCAUACAAAUUUCAUGGAAAUUUUGCAACUUUAAAGCACUAUAUCCUCUUUAGUUUUCAACACAUCAGUGUCAAACUUGACAACUUUACUACUUUUAAGGCACUACUUUCAGCUGUAUUGACAGCUUUUUGCUAUGUGAUCCAUGACAAAAGCAGGUUAAACCAUGGAAUGGUAGAUCUGUUUACCAUUCCAACCACUCAUCCAGACCACUUGGACCUACCAUUGGUGACGACCUUACUCAGAUGGGGAUACGCAUGUCCCUAGUACGAAUUUUAAAAGCUGUUGUCUCACGUAUUGAAGAGGAGGCCAAGCCACUGGCAGUAUUUUACUGCUGUAUUUGUGAUUUUCCUUGUCACUGUCACAGUUUCAUCCAAUCUUCAUGUCGUUUGUCGCCAUUUACUCUGUCUUAUGCUGCUUUUUUUAAGGCCAUGUCACUUGUCUGAAGUUUACCCUAACAGGGCCUCAUUACUGGUAUUUUGUAAAUCGUCAGCAGCACCUUCCUCUGCAGAACUUACUACAGUGUAGAAAAUUUGACACUAUUUUCUUUCUUUGUGUGUGUGUGUAGGCUUUGCAGCAAAAAAACAUUGAAGGAGCACGAAUUUAUGCAGAAAAUGCAAUCAGGAAGAAGAAUGAAGGAUUAAACUUUCUAAGACUUGCAUCCCGUGUGGAUGCCGUGUCCUCAAAAGUUCAAAGCGCAAUGAUGAUGAAACAGGUACUGAUAUCACAGGUCCUGAAGGGGGGCUACAAUUCCCAUUUCCUCAUCCUAAAUUUUUCUUCAAAUCUUACCACCAACUGCGAAAAAAAAAAGCUAGAACAACCCUAUUCCCAUAGCUAAUGUCCCUUCAUUCCUGACCAAAUGUAUAAUCUGGGGUAGGCAAAUCCCUCUUCCCAUUUUAUCUCUUUAGUAUCCUGUACAUGGUAUUCUUGAUACAUUAUUAUUUCAAUUUACAGAAAUAAUAUAAGCAACAUGACAAGUCAUAGGAAUGUGCAAGACAGUUGGAAUGCUUUUUGUAGAUGAUUUCUUUAGGUCGUUAAACAGGGUAUCAUUGUUGGUUGUAUGAUCUUCUCAUAGUGGUCCUUUAUAUUAUAUUUCAUAGAAAUGGCUAUUGAAAUCUACUAGGUAUAGAGGAUAUUACAUGGCGGCGCGGAGAUACGAAAUUUCUCUUCCAGUGUGAAAAAUUUUUCAACACGAGAAGAGAAAUUUCGUAUCUCCAAGCGACCAUGUAAUGUUCUAUUUAUUAUAUAAACACCAAUGAAAUACCAAACCAUUUUACUUAAGUAGUUUUAUGGUCUGAAAGGUGCAGCUCAUUAUGAAGCCAUAAGAACGGUGAUAUUUUCACAUGUGAAGACAACAAGUUUUCGCCCGAAUGCUCACUUGGUAUUUCAUAGGUGUUUAUAUAAUAAUAAUAAAUAUCUAACAGGCAUACCUCUUUAUAAGAAGGUUUCAUACACAAAAACUUUCACAGUUUUUAGAACUGCCAGACAUUCUUUUUUUUUUUCUAUCAAACCCUUUAUAUCUUGAAGGAUCUGGUUUGAGAGACCUGGGAAUUAAAUGAAUUUAAGAAUAUUACUGAAGUUUUAAACAAACUCUUCCUAGGUUACCAAGAACAUGGAUGGUGUCGUCAAAGGUUUGGAUAAAGCUAUGCAGUCAAUGGACCUUGAAAAGGUGUGGAACAUGUAUUCUUUCCCAUAUCUCAGGGGUGGAUCCAGGAUUUUUCUUAGGACGGUUUGCACCACUAAGGAAUGGCGUAACUGACUGGUGACGAAAACAAAUUUUAAAAGCGAAUACGACGAAAGAAGGCUUUUGAUUAGGCAAUAACAUAAUGUGAACUGCUGUGAAUACAUAUCAAACAAUACAGCAGUUUUUUUUUAUAACUGUAUUAGAAAGCAGCAGGUCAAGUUAGGGGGGAGGGGCAGUGCGCACCCCCUGCACUCUCCCCCCUAGAUCCUCCCCUGUAACUGACUGUGACUGUUAGACAAGACAAGACAACAACUCAGACAUAUAUCACCGUAAUUUUACUUCAUAAUAAUUACAAUUUCUUCACACGCAGUUAGCCAAAAUGAUAGUCAUGGUGUGCCAAAUUAUUUUGUAGAAGGUUACAACAAAUAUUACAAAAUAAUAAAAAAAAUUAAAAAGCAAAGACUAAAAGAAAAGAAAGAAAAUGUGUGAUUACAUGUACAUCAAAGACAAAAAAGAUAUUAAAAUCUGUGUGAUGCAUUUAAUAAUCUGAAGAGCCUAAGGUUUAGCAUUUCCUGAUUUUAUAGCCUGCGUAGCAAGCGUUUCCAAUCGAGUUAUUGCGCGAAAGUUAGAGCGGAAGCAAAAAAAAGGUUGAAGGGGGAGUGGGAGGGGAGAAGAGGAAACGCUUGCCCGCAAACCCCACGAUUCUGGAAAACGCCCCUUGAUAUUUCACGGUUCGGUUCAUUUGUAAAUUGACAGCUCGUCAAAAUAGAAACAUAAAGAACAGAUUACCCCUGGAUUACCAGAUUUGUAAAAUUACUUUGUUCUCAAAUAGAACACGUUGCAGGCGAUUGCAAGAACUGUAAUAAAAAAGAUUUACGAUAAAAGAAAGUUAAAACCAUGAAGCGAUUGCUGCGGAAUUUCUUGUUUUUUUAUCGUGUGGCUUUAUCUCGUCUGAAACCUUGUCGACACGUCAAAAUUGAUUUGUCCGGAACAAUUCACUCCGCCGGUUAUAAGUUUUGCAGAGCGGCUGCUCUUCAGUGUGUGUCGAAACGUUCUCUACAAUAGAUGCCGCUAAAUUUCCAAUAAACAAAAAAAAUCUUUUCAUUUCAAAAAGCUGACAAAUCGCUUGUCCAUGGCGGCUUUAGCUAGUGUCGAGUACCGAUGUUCUGAUUUACGUUGAUGUUCUUAUCUCCAACAAACAGUCCAUUUUUUCCAGUCAGAUCCGCACGCCGUCAUUCUCAAUAAAUUGGCCUUCCCUAGUCUCCACUGCUCGAUCUCCAAUUAUACUUUGAAGGCUCUGAUCUCAUAAACCUUCGCACAAACACGAUUCCAAUAAAUAUCAGUCCAAAGCAUUUGUAAUCUGCGACCACAAAUCAGAUGAGACCAGAUCUGUGAAGCACGAAAACAAAGCAUACCUGGUUUGAUUGAUGUUUCGAAUGCCAAGUACUCAACACUACCCGCACCGCGCCAAUCAGAGGCUGCGUUCGUGGGCGAACGCAGUUUUUCAAAAUCGUGGGGUUUGCGGGCAAGCGGUUCCUUCUUUCCCCUCCCCCUCCCCCGUCAUUCAUUUUUUUGCUCUUGCCCCAGCUUUCUAGACGAACCUCGCGAGGAAACGCUUGCUACGCAGGCUACUGAUUUUAUUUCUUGCAUUAUUAUGGUUGCAUUAAGGCAAUCAUCUUUGUCUUUUAAUAUUAUUUCAAACAGCACACUGAUUAAAUUCAGAAGUUUCCAGCAUUGAUGUUUUCUUUUAAUCUCACAAUAGUGGUCUUUGCCUUUUUUCAGAUUUCAGCCACAAUGCAAAAGUUUGAAGGCAUGUUUGAAGAUCUUGAUGUUAACACACAGGUAGAGUGUGCUGUAAACUCCAUUAUUUUUUAUCUUCUGUUGUGAAAUAACUUUAAUUUGCAAAGUUUUCACAUGUGGAGUGGAGAAUCUAGCUAUAGUCUUCAGCUGAAUGGCUAGAUUCCUAUAAUAAAAAAUAAAAAUGUGUUUUAUUAUUCCAGUUUCUCUUGAAAUUUCUAAAAGUUCAGACACUUUGAAAAAUAGAGUGAAGUUGAGAUUACCCGUAAAUCACAUAAUUUAAUGCCCUUUUUCCAUAAUUUAUUUUUCAUCAUUAGAGGCCUUUAGCAUCAGAUUUUUCAUGGGAAUCUGAAACUUGCAGUUUGCAGUUAAAAAUUUGCAGUUUAUGGUUGUCUGGCUUUUGAAUUUUAGCAAGGAGUUUGUUGUUUCGACCCACCAUGUUGUUUUUCAUCAAGUCGAAGUGCUUUACUUUUAUUGCCUAAAAAGUAUGAAAAAUUCAUUGACUCGGUUUCAAAAAUCUAACUAGCAUGUCGAAGGCAGAUAUAGAAAGUUACUUUGUGAGCCUGUACAAUUUUUAGUGGCAAAAGCCGGAAGCUGGAAGCACUUCCUGCCUUUCAAACGUGAACUGCAAACUGCAAACAUGACCACAUGACUGUGGUCUCAGGUUUGAAGUUAGCGGGUUCCCCAUGAAAAACCUGAUGCGAAAGGUCUCUAUUUCUUGAUUUAUUUCCAGGUGCUAGAAAAUGCAAUGGGUGAGGCCACUACAUUGUCAACACCACAAGACCAGGUGGGAGGAUUUUAAAUUAACUUCUUUCUUAUUAUCGAUAGCAGGGGGAAGAAGAUUUUUAAAAUAACAAAAGUUGUACUACCUGUGCUUGAUCCUGUCUAUAUCACAAAAACAUAAUUUAACCAGAGUUAAAGGGGCUAUGCCAUGCUAUGUUUUAUCUUUUUCACAGCUCUAAAAAAUAUUGUACAUCAUUUAAAUUAAAAAAGUCAUAGUCCAGUUUUAUUAUUUAAGAGUAUGUUUAGGCAUCAAAAUUGUUUCCUAUCGUCUGUUGCUGUGGAUGGCAAGGACCCAUGGAUUGUGUAAAAGCACUAAGUAAUAACGUCAUCACAGAAUUGACAUAAAAAGCAAUGUCUUUGUGACAAAGCCCCUUUUAAAACCAUCAGCGAUGAUGCACAAAUCACUUAACUCUGAUGAUGACUUUUACACAGGUUAAUGUUGAAACAUUGGUCACCUUCACCAAGUCGGUCUUGUUCAGAGCCACACUCCAUUUUUUGAUACAACAAAAUAUUAAGCACAAAAAAACAUAAAAGUGGUUCCUUUAUUCAAGCAAGAUGAAAAUUGUCACUUAAGUUAACAAGACCCGAGCAGUUGUGCAGACCACCUAACCCCCUUUCUCACUAACGUUGAUAUUUUUACUCACAGUAUUCUCAGCCAAUGUUGCUUGCCAGUUGGACAACAUGUGAUAUUAAAACAUGCUAGCCUUGCUGUUAGACAGCAAUUCUGUUGCGUUUUUAUUUAUGUGCAUUUACUUCAUUACACAUCUGAACUGAACAAAUAAAAAAAAAACUUUGCAAGGUCACUGAUCAUCAAUGAACAGGGCACGCGAAAUAGCCAUGUGAGCUAUUCAAAAAGCACUUGCAAACAAUCAUUUUUUUUCAGGGACUAACAGUUUAGUGAUUUUGGUAGUAAUUAUGCAUAAUACUGUAAUAUUAUGCUUGGAUUUGUGAAAGUUUUGUAUAACUUGGCCUGAAUAUAGCCAAGGUACAUGUACAGUGUAUAAGCAGUGACAAAAAUUAAUUUGUUGUUGUUGUUGUGUUUACCUAAAUUGUUAUUGUAUUCAACAAGGUUGAAGCCCUUAUGCAGCAAGUUGCAGAAGAAAAUGGUUUAGAAAUUAUGAGUGAACUGGAGGCUGUACAACCGGGCACUUCCUCCCUAAGAACUCAAGAGGGAGAAAGAUCACAAAAAGAUGAAGAUCAACUAAGCAAAAGGUGA